CACACAGCCAACACGACCUUCCAACAGAAGGCUUUUGACAGUACGAUGUGUUGAUUAACUGAGUGCUUGUGAAGUGUUUAUUUGAUUAGAAUCAUGUUCCGUGCUUCAUUCACGAUAUGUACAAGAGGCAUUACUGCACGGCUGAUCUCGUCUGUCUCUGGAGAAAACACUCUUCCAUCAAACCUGCGUCUUCCAUCAAAUCUCAUAGGAGCUCCGAGACCAAAGGCAGCUCUCCCCACUGGUUCUGAGCUUCCUGUCCUGCGCAGAUGUGAUGCUGAUAUUCCAGCUCACCUUGCACCUGUUCAAACUUGGCUGCACUCCAUAGGAAGUUAUGAGAGCGAACCAUUGGGAAUUGUUGAUCUUCACCCUGAUGUGUUUUCUGUCCCUGUCAGGCUCGAUAUACUCCAUGCUGUGGAAGUCUGGCAGAGAAACUUCAAAAGAAUUAGCCAUGCCAAGGUAAAGAGCAGGGCAGAGGUUAGAGGAGGAGGCAGGAAACCAUGGAAGCAGAAGGGAAGUGGACGUGCUCGGCAAGGAAGCAUUCGCUCCCCGCUGUGGAGAGGAGGUGGAGUUGCUCAUGGUCCAAGAGGCCCAACCAGUUAUUAUUACAUGCUGCCCAUGAAGGUGCGAGUACAAGGACUGAAAAUCGCACUGACUGCCAAAUUUACGCAGGGUUAUCUUCAUGUUCUUGACUCGUUGGAGAUUCCCACUCCAGACCCACACUACCUAGAGGAACUGGUCAAACACAGGCAGUGGGGGGAUUCAGUCCUGAUUGUGGAUGUAGGGGAGGAGUUCUCUCCCAACAUUCUGCAAGCCACAGAAAAUUUGAAGACUGUAAAUAUCAUUCCAGCCAUAGGCCUGAAUGUUCACAGCAUGCUGAAACAUGAAAGUCUGGUUCUCACGUUGGAGGCGGUGAAGUUUCUAGAAAAGAAGUUGCUGUGGCACGACUCUCGCUUCACACCGCUCUACCCAUUUAAAUUGUCCUAUAGUGACAUGCCAUGAACAAUUAUGUAUUAAAAAAAUUUAUUUCAUAAA
Molecule: messenger RNA, 1032 nt
Organism: Clarias gariepinus (North African catfish)
Lineage: Eukaryota; Metazoa; Chordata; Actinopteri; Siluriformes; Clariidae
Gene: mrpl4
Product: mitochondrial ribosomal protein L4
Exons: 9
Coding region: 94-999 (301 amino acids)
Biological process (GO): translation
Cellular component (GO): ribosome
Molecular function (GO): structural constituent of ribosome
Source: RefSeq, a predicted model, not a curated record